UCACGAUAAUGUUUUCCAACAUGGUUGUAUAUCUGCUAUCGCCCAUGAUAGUUGUUAUAUCGACCUUUCGUUUUUACGACGCCUAAUAUGUUACCAUGGCGUGGCCUCAUGUGCACCGACCUUUUGUAGCAGACGACAUAAAUGAAAACAUUCUGAGCCAAGAAGAUUACUCUUAAAAGUAUAAGAGAUGUGUUGGCAGACUAAUGCAGAAACAUUACUAUGACAAGUGAGGAUCUUCUACAGCCAGGCCAUGUGGUCAAAGAACGUUGGAAAGUGGUUCGAAAAAUUGGUGGUGGGGGAUUUGGAGAAAUUUAUGAAGGAUUGGAUCUUGUUACCAAGGAGCAGGUGGCUCUUAAAGUGGAGUCAGCUCGCCAACCAAAACAAGUUCUUAAAAUGGAAGUGGCUGUGCUAAAAAAGCUUCAGGGUAAAGAACAUGUAUGCCGUUUUAUUGGCUGUGGUCGCAACGAUCGUUUUAAUUAUGUUGUGAUGCAGUUGCAAGGCAAAAAUUUAGCUGAAUUACGUAGAUCUCAACCAAGGGGUGCAUUUUCUCUUUCGACUACUCUAAGGCUAGGAUUGCAAAUACUCAAAGCCAUAGACAGUAUUCAUCAAGUUGGUUUUCUCCACAGAGAUAUUAAACCUUCUAAUUUCUCAAUUGGUCGUCUGCCACAUACUUGCCGUCGUGUUUAUAUGCUUGACUUCGGGCUGGCCCGUCAGUAUACAACUGCAACUGGUGAAGUUCGUGCGCCACGAGCAGCUGCAGGAUUCAGAGGGACUGUUCGUUAUGCUUCCAUCAAUGCUCAUAAAAAUAAGGAGAUGGGACGACAUGAUGAUCUUUGGUCUCUAUUCUACAUGUUAGUAGAGUUUGUCAAUGGACAGUUACCAUGGAGAAAAAUUAAAGACAAAGAGCAGGUGGGACUGAUGAAGGAGAAGUAUGACCAUAGGUUGCUGCUAAAACAUUUACCAUCUGAUUUAAGACAGUUUCUCGACCACAUCCAGUCUUUAGAGUAUGCUGACAAGCCAGAUUAUGCGAUGCUAAUUGGCCUUUUUGAACGGUGUAUGAAGCGGCGUGGUGUAAAAGAAUCUGAUCCUUAUGAUUGGGAGAAGGUGCCAACCAUAACGGAUAACACAGUUCCACCCAUGAUCAGCUCCACUCCUGCUGUUAUAAGUCGCCAAGCAGCUACGGGUGUGCUGGGGGCAACACGCAUAACUGAUAACCUUCUGGAAGACAACUUGAUGACAAGCUUGGACAACAAUCAAGAGAACAUUGAGCCAGACAACCGGCGAGAAUUGGAGGCACAGCUGGAAAAUGUGUGUCGUAGGCGACGGCACAACCUGCACCAAGAACUGACGUCACCCUUGGUCACAGAAACAAACAGAGAGCGUGAUAAACUAGUCAUUGACAAAAACUGCAAUGCCACACUGUCUGCAGUACAGCAGCAAGAUAGCAAUGUACAGCUGUUAGGAUCACCAAAAAAACUUUCAAAUCAGCGGCGUGCAGUUUCAAUGGCAGGUGCAGAUCCGGUGCAAGAGAAAGCAGUGGCUAAUCCUGGUCCAGUUGCUGGGCCUGAUAGCCGUGCUGUUGACUAUGAAGGGGAUGCUGUGAUGGCAUCUGCAAGAAGUAGUUCGGAAACUCAUCAUCAACAUGCAAAGAACCAAAAUGCCAAUGCCUUGCCAGGAGCAAGAAAAACUGGUUCGACAUUUGGCCGCCUUCGUGUUGUGACAGCACCUGCCUCGUGCGCACAUGAUGUGGGUAAAGAAGCAGAAGACGAGGGAAGCCCUGCGCCUCAACGAUCUAGUCCUCAGCCACCACUCUCAGAGUUACCGAGCCCUCGAUUCCGUGAAGCUACCACAGAACCAGAUGGCUCUUAUUAUUCAUAUGAUGCCAUCAAAUGUGGUGUGAUAGGCUCAUCACCUGUAACCGAUCGAGAGCCUUUGAAAGAACGUGGUAAAGAUCAUCGCAUUCGUCGGCUUCAUUCUUCAGGCGAUUCUUCAAGACGUCCAAUAAGUUCCAAAAUGAACAAUCGUGAUGCUUCUGUCACACAGUUUGCAGUAAUUGAUGAUGAUAAUGUUUCUGCAUUGCAGCAAAUGACAAAAGGAGGUGGUGGUUUAACUCUGGCAUCUCAGUGGAAGUCACAGUUUGACGAUUCAGAAGAAACAGAUAAUGAAUGGAAAGGAGAAAACUUGCAGAGUCCAGAACAUCGACAUAAUGUCUCAUCACAGAUUGUUGCACCAGUAGAAGUACCACAACCGGUGGCAGUGGCAGUGGCAGUGCCAGUGGCAGUGCCAGUGCCAGUGCCAGUGGCUGCAGUGGAGGUUCUCGCAGCAGGCACUCCACAGCUGUCAAUACCUACAGUGUCUGUGGCAUUGCCGUCUGAAGUACCUUUGGUAGCAAGGGGUCCUCCUGAACUGUCUCGAAUCAGUGAAGAUUCUCGGCAAGAAAAACAAUCCCACCAGCAGUCACCUCAGGCACAUGAUGAAACAUUGCCAGGUGAUAACACAAGCAAUGGCCAAAAUAAAGCGUUUCCCAGCAAGACGCGGAUUCUGUGUCUGAACAUUGCUGGCAUUGAGAACUUCCCGGAAGUUCAGGAAAAACUACCCCAUGCCUGGAGUUGCCCUCAGUUAGCACCACAUAUCAGACCAACACUUAUUGCUCCAUUAGUUCAACAGGCUGCAUUUGAUGACCUUGUGUAUGAAGUUGAUGUAAUGAGGAAUAUAGCAACAUGUCACCUGCAAGAUGAUAAUCUUGUAAACCAGAGUAAGAAAUUACAUAGGAAACUCAGUUUACCGGUAAUGGCGUUCAGCUUUGACUGGCCAGAGACGAGUCCUGCAAGGCAAAGACUGGAAGCACCACAGUUGGUGGUGACCACAUUCCCAGUCACAGAAUGUCUCCAACAAAAGGUCGAAGAAACAGAACCUGCAGAAAUUGAUGAUGAAGCUGCCAGGAUGAGUGAUGAACAGAAAGAGCAGCAGCCUGAAAUAUUGUUAAGGGAGAUAAGAGAGCAUGAUAAUGAUGUUGAUGCAGGUGAAGAGAAUGGAGAGAAUGAAGAGGAUAAUGAAGAUGAAGAAGAAGUUGAAGAUGCGAUGUUAAUGGAACCUGUGGCUGGGCGACUGGAGAUUCGAGUACUUGACAGAAAUGUAGGAUCAGCUGUUGUGGAAACAGUGAACAACAAUAUUAAACCACAUAACAAGCAUCCUGAUGUUGCUGUCAACAUGGAGGAAUGUAAUGGACUGACAAAGUUGGAUAUUGUAAAAGCUUGCCAAGCAACUGCAAAUGGUGGAAAUAGUCCAGUCAGUCCAGGUGUGGGGCAAGAGGAGUCAUCCAUAUACUUUGAUGCUACUGAAGAAAAUCACUUAGAUUUGCAUUGUAACAACCACCAGGCAGAUGAACCUCAUCAAGAAAAGGAUCGUCGCCACUCUGUAUGUUUAUCACCAGUGUUUGAAGAAAACUGUAAAAAACCCAGUCCUGUCGUAACUGUUCCAGCCACAUCUAAUGUUAAGAGUAAAAUCCCCAUCCCUGUUAAAAGUCCUCGCUGUAUCUUUAUGGACUAUGAUGUUGCUACUAGGUUUAGUGAAGAUGAUGGCAUGCAACUGGAGCACAGCCACCCAUUAAGACGUUGUGUGACUCUGCCUGAUGCCAGAGCAUCGCAUUCAAACAAUAGUUCCGCAGAGGAAGAGCAGCAGCAACUUACAGCAUGCACUCCUGCCUUGAGAAGGAGACGUGAACGAGACACCAAGUAUGUGACUGAUCAGUCUCAACUCAACUUGCGUUUUUCUCGACCAGCGCGCAAAGCUCAGCCUGCAAGACACAGGGUUUCAGUAGCUGCAGUUAUGGGGCGAGAACUACGUGGGAUUCCAAGUCACUUACUUGCAAGUCCUGGGCCGACACGAACUGAAGAAAGUAGUGAAGCAGAUAGUGAUUCUUCAGGUGGGCUUCCACUCCCUCAUCCACCACCAUUACGUGACCUGAAGCUAGUGGAAAAUAAUGCCAGGUGUCGGCGUUUUCACCCCCUUGCAACAGAUUCUUCGGGUGGAAGCAACACGUGAAGUUAAGUCAAUCAAGUGCACCUUGCUUCCAUUUCUUGACGUUACAUUAUGGUGGUGUUGGCCAUGGGUGAUAUUAUGCUUGGAAAUGCAAAAUCUUUCUUAGGCUUGUUUUUUGAGUUAAGAUAAAUUAAAUAAGAUUAUGGAGCAGUUAAUGCAAGUAAAUUGCUAAAAUUGUAAUUUUGUAGGAUACUCACAUUGAGCUUUGUUAUUUAUAAAUGAAAGAAACUACUGUAGUUCCUUACUAGCAUAUGGUCAUAAGUUUUUCUCUACUGCCUACUGCUAUUUGCAUUGCUAAGUGUGAUUUCUUAAUGGCCACACAUUUUCAAUAUUAUAAUGUUGUAGAUACAUGAAGGCAAUAAAAUGUGGACAUAUGCCUUUAGUCAGUGAUGCCAGCACGAUCUCCUAGAUUCCAGUGAAGUGCUGUUGUGGCAAGACUCAUUUACUCCUAUAUUUUAGCAAAUAUAUUUGAAGGGGAGUUUGCAUUAAUGCCAUGGCUACUUAAUAUUUAUACUCUAAAGUGUAUUGUUUAAUAUGUUAUGAAUUAAUUAUUCAAAUAUUUUGGUGUAUUAUAAAAAGUUAUAUCAAUUUUAUAGGAAUAAUUUAUAUUAUACAAAGUUUAUUUAAUUUAUUUAACUGCAUAUUCAUGAAACAAAUUCUUACUUAAUCAUGUUUUCAGAAUCAAUUUUUAUGUGUUUAUAAAUAGAACAUUAUUACAGAGGAGUAUUAUACAUUCAAAGGUGCUAUUAUAGAGACUUUAUAUAAGAUGAAGUCAUGUUUUGAUUAUCAUUAAAUGGUUCUGAUGUGAACUAUUAAUAUACCUUUGCCGUUAUUAUCAAAUGUGGUUUAGUUAUAUUUUCCCCCAUUUUCUUGGUUCCGAUAACUGCGUUCAUUAAUAGGUGUGUUUUGUGGUCAUAUUUGCCUUCGUUAAUGGCUGUGUUUAUGUUUAAUGUUCAGAGGAAAUUUUUUCAUCUUACUUAAAAUUUUGUUAAGAAUUUUAAGAAGUAUGAUGUUUCCUUUGAAUAGCAGCAAUAAUUGUAAUUUAUACGGAUAAUAUGCUUGUAUGAUUUUCUUUACAUAUGUCUAUUAGUAAGUCCACAUGUGAGAACUUCAACUCAAAAAUUUUUUUGCAGCUAAUUAAUGCUUGAUAUUUUACAGUCCAUGGUAAAAAUUCAACCUCCAGCACUUUUAAAACAAUUCACCAUAAUAUUGUAUUGUUUUUGGUAAUUCAUAUAGGUAAACAUAAAAAAUAUUUUAUGUAUAUAGUGUAUAAGGUUAAAAAUUUAUUGCAUAGUGAAAAAUUAUAUUAUUUCUUUAGUGUUCUGAGCAAAAGACGAAUGGGAAGUAAAAAAUUUGCAACAUUUUUAUAAAAU
Bacillus rossius redtenbacheri is the source of this 5414-nucleotide messenger RNA. It is a transcript of the gene Asator, whose product is annotated as tau-tubulin kinase homolog Asator. Gene Ontology annotation, biological process: peptidyl-serine phosphorylation; signal transduction. Lineage: Eukaryota; Metazoa; Arthropoda; Insecta; Phasmatodea; Bacillidae. The transcript is spliced from 22 exons. Gene Ontology annotation, molecular function: ATP binding; protein serine/threonine kinase activity. The record is from RefSeq and is a predicted model, not a curated record. Bases 220 to 4044 code for a protein of 1274 amino acids. Gene Ontology annotation, cellular component: nucleus; cytoplasm.